Molecule: messenger RNA, 1186 nt
Organism: Armigeres subalbatus
Lineage: Eukaryota; Metazoa; Arthropoda; Insecta; Diptera; Culicidae
Product: solute carrier family 25 member 45
Exons: 6
Coding region: 146-1069 (307 amino acids)
Biological process (GO): mitochondrial L-ornithine transmembrane transport
Cellular component (GO): mitochondrion
Molecular function (GO): high-affinity L-arginine transmembrane transporter activity
Source: RefSeq, a predicted model, not a curated record
GUUUUGAUUUUGAUAGCAUUACAGCCUAGUAGUAUUACAGCUAAGUGUUUAGUGUUUUUGCAUUCGUUCAAGUGAGUGGAUCUAACCGCGAGAGGAAUACACCGCAGUUGUGGCAUAUUUUCAUCAGCAGUCUGCUGCUUCCGCAAUGCAGCUCAUCACCUACGAUUUCAUUUCCGGCUGUUUCGGCGGAGCAUGCGGGGUUCUGGUGGGACAUCCGCUGGACACGAUCAAAACCUGGCAGCAGUUUUCCAAUCAUAAAAUUCGGGCAUCGGUCUACAAUAUAAUCGUGCGUCAUAAUGGACUUGCGGGAUUCUACAAAGGAAUGUUCUUCCCAUUGAUGACGAGUGGAGCGUUGAACUCGGUUGUGUUUGCAGUGUAUGGAGAGUACAUGCGACAGCUUCAAUCCCAGUGCCUAACAAAUCGCGAACGGCAGCAGAAUUGGCCAAAACACGUCCUUCUGGCGGGAUCGGUGGCCGGCGUUACUCAAGUUUUCCUGGGCUGCCCCAUUGAGGUCGUCAAAGUUCGACUCCAAACAUUGCGAUAUAUCGGUCGGCCGUGGCGUUGCCUGAGGGACAUUCACCGCAUAGAAGGUCUGUCGGGCAUCUACCGUGGCAUUACGCCGAUGAUGUUCCGCGACGUGCUACCGUACGGAAUCUACAUGCUGGUGUACGAGUACAUGCUGGGCAUCGAGGAACGGAUGCACCGGAUGAAGCGCGAUCGACUGUCCAGUGGUUCGGGCGGUGUGGUGAUCGGCAGUCCGUACGACGCUUCGUUGAUCGCAAUGGCGGGUGCCGCGGCUGGGAUCAUUUCGUGGAUGUUUAUCGUGCCGUUCGAUGUGAUCAAAACGGUGAUGCAAUCGGAGACGGAUCCAACGGUGCACAAAAAUAUGCUGCACUGCUGCCAGACGUUGAUGGAGAGGCAUGGUUGGAGGUCGCUGUUCAGAGGAAGCUUUAUGGUGAUUGCCAGGGCAGCUCCAGUCAACUCUAUUACAUUUCUGGGCUACGAAUGGUGCUUAGGACAGUGUCACAAGUAUUUCGGAAAUGGAGAUAAGAGAAGCUUCUGGUCAUAAUAUGAUCAGUUAUUUUAAAGUUAUUUUAGGAAGUAAGAUAAAUCUCUGUAAAGGUAUAAAGUCUAAUUGAAAUUUUAUUUUUAUUAUUUUAAAAAUAUUUUUAAUGAGUUUUAUUAC